Leptopilina heterotoma is the source of this 1761-nucleotide messenger RNA. It is a transcript of the gene Lmx1a, whose product is annotated as LIM/homeobox protein LMX-1.2. The coding region runs from base 458 to 1666 and encodes 402 amino acids. Gene Ontology annotation, cellular component: nucleus. The transcript has 5 exons. Gene Ontology annotation, molecular function: DNA-binding transcription factor activity, RNA polymerase II-specific; RNA polymerase II transcription regulatory region sequence-specific DNA binding. Lineage: Eukaryota; Metazoa; Arthropoda; Insecta; Hymenoptera; Figitidae. The record is from RefSeq and is a predicted model, not a curated record. Gene Ontology annotation, biological process: regulation of transcription by RNA polymerase II; neuron differentiation.
GCUUGACGUUUAGCAGAUCUCUUUAUAUAUUCAAAAAAAAAAAAAUCUUUCAUGUAUACACAUAUAUAUUAAUUUGCAAAAGAUCUGAUUAAUAGUAGCAAAAAAAAAAAUUAACUUAAAUUUCUCUCCAAAUUGACUGAUAAGAGUUGAGAGAGAAAUCUUUUUCGCUUUGUGAUUUUUCGAGGAUUUUGACUUUUGUAGAAUUUUGAUUUUUCCUGGUGCGGGGAAAAAAAAUGGCGGAAGAAUUCUUCAAUUGAGACAGCGAGAGGAUGUUCGUUCAGUGUUCAACUGGAAUUUAUUGUGAUAAAGUGAAAUUUGUUGGAAAGUGUUGUUGUUGAUUGUUUUUUGUUUGUUCGUUUUUUUUUGUAAUCGAAAAAAUUAUUAGGAUUUUUGUAAAAUUUAUUGCGAUAAAGUGGAGGUUUCUAUAUUUGAAGAGUAUUGUCAAAGGAUUGGCAAGAUGUUGGAGCAUUUGCGAGGGCAAAGUGCUUGGAAUCAAGGCGAUUCCAAUCAGAACAUUCCCCCGGGGCCUCCACUUCAAUUUCGACAAGUUGCCAACAAUAAUGUCGAAGGAACAACGGUAUCGGUGAAAACGGAAGUGGGAACAACGGAGCCGACAUGUGCAGGCUGUGGUCUUGGGAUCGUCGAUCGGUUUUUAAUGAGUGUACGAGAUGAGAUGAGUGUUGACAGAAGUUAUCACGAAGACUGCCUUUCUUGUUCCGCUUGCGGUACAAUUUUAACGAAAUCCUGCUUUAUUCGAAAUUUAAAACUCUACUGUCGUGCCGAUUACGAACAAAUAUUUGGUGUCAAGUGCGCGAGGUGUAGCAUUAUUAUUGGUGGCAAGGACCUUGUUAUGAGGGUGGCGGAUUUAGUUUUUCAUCUCAAUUGCUUUGGAUGUUACAUGUGUGGCCAACCAUUGCCCACGGGAGCACAUUUUAUUCUUCGACAAAAUCAACCUGUUUGCAGAAGAGACUUUGAGCAUGAAAUGUACAUCAACAGUCCACAAGACGACGAGGGAUUGGAUGAAGUGAGACCACGCGAUGGAAGGCGAGGGCCUAAGAGACCGAGAACAAUAUUGACGUCGAUGCAGAGACGCCAGUUCAAAGCAUCCUUCGAAGUUUCUCCCAAGCCGUGCCGGAAAGUUAGAGAAGCUCUCGCGAAAGAUACUGGACUCAGUGUACGAGUUGUUCAAGUCUGGUUUCAAAAUCAACGUGCAAAAAUGAAGAAACUUCAAAGGAAAGCAAAAACCGAAUCUGGCUCCGACAAGGAGCCAAAGGAGGAGAGAAAAACCGAAAGUCCACACAGUGAUCACAGUCACUAUAUGAGUGCUUUGAACAUGCGUGAUGGAGAGUCAUCCAACUUCUCAUCUGCCACUCAGCCUCUUAAUCCAAACAAUCCCUACUCGCCCGACGAUAACUACCCGGUGCAUUCGGGCGAGAGUUUCUGCAGCACUGAUUUGUCCCUCGAUGGAACAGAGGCUGGCUUUGAAAUUGCAGAAAACGAAACCGGUGGCCCCGAAAGCAGUCAUCAGGGAAGCUCCCACUCCCUUCACACAGGAACAACACAAGAAUCGCCUUCGUUGUCCCAAAGUUUACAUGCGGCUAUCAAUAAUCCCAUUGAUAAAUUGUAUAUGAUGAGCAACAAUUAUUUUAGUCCAAAUCACGCAUAAUUUCACAAUUUUUCAUGUACAUUACAAUUUUAAAUUAUUAUUAUUAUUAUACAUAUAUAAAUAAUAUAAAUAUUGCAUUUUACACCAAAGAAAAA